AUGAUCAUGAAGCUCAACAGUCAAGAAAAGAAGGAACUCGACAAAUUCACGAAAUUUCUCGCUUUGAAGUCUACUCAAAUCAUUGUUCAGUCCAGGCUUGGAGAAAAAGUAUCAACAGCUUGCAAACCACAAACUACUGGAACUGAUUGGUCCAUUCUAUUUCAGUUCAAUCUCAACAUUAAUGACAUACCAGAAGUGUUGGUUGAAGGAAAAAAGAUAUUAAAUGGAGAAGUUCUAUCCUCCCGUUUGCCCUUGUGCAUUGAAAUCUCUUUACGCACAGUUGAGGGUGAUCAUAUGGUUCUGGAAACUUGGUAUUUGAGCUUAUCUCCAGAACAGUGUGACCCCACAGCCAGGAUAAUUCAUACCAUUUACAACCAUAUGGGAAUCUUGUUGAAAUCCUUGGUUUCUGUAUCAAGGGUUAUUCCUGCCUAUAAGCUAUCUCGACGCCAAGGUCCAGAGUCAUUUGUUAUUUGCUAUAGAAUGUAUAUGGGGGAGCCUCUACAACAAUGUCUGGGUGAAGGUUUCAAAAACAUUUGUGUGGGGCAAGUUUGCACCCCACUUGGAACUUUUGCAUUGUCAGUUUCUUACCGCACAAAGAUGACAAUUUCUCCAACACAAACUGGCAGGGACAACUCAAUCAUGCUAAAGAGUGAUCAUUUCAACACACAUGUAUGCACUCAAAUUGGGGAACAAGAAGAAAAGGAUAAUACAUCAUCAUUGAGUGACAUAAUGAAAAUUGGAGCAUUUGCAGACCUGAAAAAAAAGACCCUUGAAUAUGAUAUGAUGAUGCCAAGCCCACCUUUCAGUAAAAUUUUCAAAGAAAAACUGUCUCCCAAUAAGUGCCCUGUAUUCCCUGAAGCAGUCAACAAAGAAAUGGAAAAUAGUGAAAAAUAUAUUGAUUCAUCUGCUUCCACACAUACUCUGGAAGCAAGAAUGGAUUCUCUCACCAUGGUAUCUACCAAUGAUGAUUUCAUCAUGGUUGAUUUGAAAACACCGUUUGCCAACACGAACGAAAAGAGCGAGCUGGGCAAGUUCUACAGGGAGUGGCAGAGUGCACCACCGUUGCAGGCCUUCGUUGACGUCACACCUCCAGAAGAACUGGACGUCGCCAAACAGCUGGCAACGUUCGAAUCGAGCCUAAACGAAUACGAUUCCGUUGUUCAGUCACUUUGUUCGUCGGUAAAUAACAGUUGA
This is a messenger RNA of Phaedon cochleariae (mustard beetle), 1194 nucleotides long. The record is from the annotation of a GenBank genome assembly. NCBI's taxonomy places the organism in Eukaryota, Metazoa, Arthropoda, Insecta, Coleoptera, Chrysomelidae.